CACUUGAGAUGCCCUGUUCGGCUCUUUUGUACUCUUCUUGUGGUCUUCAACACAUCGACACUUCCUAACCCCAUAUUUGUUUGGUUUUAGUUAGUCCACCGCCAGGGUCUCUACAGUAAAUUUGAAGCCCUCAUUAUUGAUUCUUCCCUCCUUUCUCUCCGUCUCUUUCUCUCUGCCUCGUGGGAGGAAACUUCGAGCUUUGAUCUCUGAAGCAAUUCGAGAGAUAGAUUUUCCUUAGAGUGUGGUCAAUGAUCAAUACGCCUACGCUCUGAAAUCCAUUUAUUGGAACCUCCUUUACUAAAAAGUCCAAGCAAGCCAGCCAAGCCCUGGACUUCCUUCUGUCUACCAUUACCAUUCCUUUCACUUGGACCCCAAAAUGGAGAAUGCAAGCGAAAUGGCGAUUGCCCAGAUGAGGAAAUCGGUGGAGAAGCUUGGUUCUUCAACUGAGAAAUACAAAGACCCAACCUUGAUGAGGUUCCUGAUUGCAAGGUCAAUGGACGCCGACAAGGCUGCAAAGAUGUUUGUUCAGUGGCAGAAAUGGAGGGCAUCUUUUGUUCCAAAUGGGGUUAUAUCAGAUUCCGAAGUCCCUGAUGAAUUGGUCGGUAAGAAGGUUUUCUUACAGGGGUUAUCAACAGAGGGAUACCCACUUGUGAUUGUCAAAGCAAGCAAGCAUUACCCAUCUAAAGAUCAGCUUCAAUUCAAGAAGUUUGUUGUUCAUCUGCUGGACAAAGCUUUAGCCAGCUCAAUCAAAGCAAGGGAAGUCGGAAAUGAGAAGUUGAUGGCCAUCUUGGACCUGCAGCAAAUUGGAUAUAAGAAUGUGGAUGCCCGUGGGUUAAUCACUGGCUUCCAAUUUUUGCAGGCUUACUACCCAGAGCGCUUGCACAAGCUGUACAUCUUAAACAUGCCACGAUUCUUUGUAAGCGUAUGGAGGAUAGUGUCGCGAUGCCUUGAGAAGGCGACAUUAGAGAAGAUAAUGAUAGUUACCAACGAUGAAGAGGCGAGAGUUUUCGUGAGGGAAGUCGGGGAAGAGACAAUGCCAGAAGAAUAUGGAGGUCGCGCUGAGCUUGUGGCUAUCCAGGAUGUCACUUCGGCGUUUCCUACAUUGGAAGGCUGAUUUUGUACCGUGAGACAGAAGAAUUAGUUAGGCAGAUUGCAAUGGAAGCAUAGCUAUGGCGCAUCUUGCAACCGUGUAUUGGAUGGGCAGCUUUGUCAAGUUAACUUGCUUCACAAGACAUGGUUAGUACCUACUGCACAUUCAAUAAAGGUGUUGUUAGCAUGGCUAGUUCCAAAAUGAUCAACACACUGUGGACUGUAAUUAUGUUAACUCUAAUUAUAUCAGUUGGAAGUCCUCGUCAAAAAAUUGUCUGAGUUGGAAGUAUAGAUGGAUCGUCUGUCAUAUUCUUCUUCCCCAUAUUGAACCUUACAUAUAUGUUAACGAGAACAAACCUUUCUCAAUCUGAUUUCUUAUUUUCAAAAAGUUUUUUUUUUCCGGCUCAACGAUGUUUAGGACUUCUCAUUGAAUGAAUCAACUGUUACAUU
This is a messenger RNA of Linum trigynum, 1539 nucleotides long. Lineage: Eukaryota; Viridiplantae; Streptophyta; Magnoliopsida; Malpighiales; Linaceae. The record is from the annotation of a GenBank genome assembly.